AUGUCGUUUAAGCUGGCGACCCGGAAGAUCCCGUAUUACUGCAGUACCGGCUCCGGCCUCGGGCUAUAUAGACUACAGAGUGCGAGCAGCGAAAAAAGAAAAGAAAACCAAAAAAGAGGCUCACACUCGACUCGGGCGAACCCUCUCUGCUCCUUGUCGAGUCGCAGCCUGGACGCCAAGAUAGGGACCGAAACCCCCGCCGCCGAUGGCGACGCCGCCCGCAAGCGGCCCAGCACCGGCGACGCGCCCGCCCCAGCCCCCGCCGACAAGCGCCGCCGCCCGGACCCCCCGUCGUCCGGCUCCCGCGACCGCCACGGCCACGGCCGGCCGUCCACGGCGGGCGGCGGGGAGAAGCUGCGGGCCUCGCACAUCCUGAUCAAGCACGAGGGCUCCCGCCGCAAGGCCUCGUGGCGUGACCCCCAGGGCGUCGCCAUCUCCGCCACCACCCGCGACGACGCCGCCGACCUCGCCCGCGCCCUCCGCGAGAAGAUCGUCGCCGGGGAGCGCAAGUUCGAGGACGUCGCCACCGAGGAGUCCGAUUGCAACUCCGCCAAGCGCGGGGGCGACCUAGGUCCAUUUGAAAGGGGCAAGAUGCAGAAGGCUUUUGAGAAGGCAGUUCUUGCUCUGAAAGUAGGGGAGAUAAGUGAUGUUGUUGAUACAGACAGCGGCGUGCAUAUCAUACUGAGGACUGCCUGAUUUCGGUGGCAGUAUGGGCCUUCUCAAUCUUUAUACACCGGGUCACUGUCUGCGUAUCAUAUUCAGGCUGAUUGCGGCAGCUGUACGGGGCUUGUCAAUCUGUAUACACUGGGGAAAUUGAAUGUUGGUUAUCGCUUUGUUGCAAACUUGUGCAUGUACUCUCGAUCUGCAAAGUUUAUGUUUUACUCUUGAAUUUUGCUGGAGACAUUUGCUCUGGAAUGACCUCAAGGCAGACCUACUGAAUAUUGAUCGUUACUAUCGUGUUUGGAUUUGGAUUUUGGAAUGAACUGAACUGAGCAGGAUGUUCGAGGAAUGA
This is a messenger RNA of Oryza brachyantha (malo sina), 1012 nucleotides long. Its product is annotated as peptidyl-prolyl cis-trans isomerase Pin1-like. The transcript has 3 exons. The record is from RefSeq and is a predicted model, not a curated record. Bases 1 to 696 code for a protein of 231 amino acids. Gene Ontology annotation, cellular component: nucleus; cytosol. NCBI's taxonomy places the organism in Eukaryota, Viridiplantae, Streptophyta, Magnoliopsida, Poales, Poaceae. Gene Ontology annotation, molecular function: peptidyl-prolyl cis-trans isomerase activity.